AUGGGAAUCCAGCGGUUGUUACACGAUCUCCUCCCCUAUGCUGAACGAGUUGUUCUUGGCGUCUCACCUCGAACGGCCACCGGGACAACCGACGUUGAAGCCUUGAUAGUUGACGGGCCUUCGCUUGUCUAUUUUGUAUAUAACAGGCUGCUAGCAUAUCAUUGUCUCAAUUCCCUCAUUGCUCUCGCUCCGCCACCAACUUACGCCGAAAUCAACCAAGCAGUCCUUCACCUUCUGGACGAUCUCCAAACUCAAGGCAUCACCAUCGCACACAUCUUCUUCGAUGGAGGCUUGCCCAAAUCUAAACGGGAUGUCCGUCUCGACCGCAUGGACAAGUUGCGCCAACAGCUCGACAUCUUUCGAAAAGCCCACGCCGACUUCCCGCCCUGGUCAGCCUCUUCCGUUGGAGUGCGGGAUUUUGAGAAGGCUCUCUGGGCAACCUCCGGGAUUUCGACGAGAAAGUCGACUCUGCCAGCUCCACCGUUCAUGGUAGCAAGCGUCAUCGAGGCCUUGAGCACCGCUGACAGCCCAUGGUCAAGGAGCGUCCACAUCGUUCCUGGUGAGGCAGACCUGUACUGUGCUCUUGCAGCUCAAACCUCCGCGGGGAAGGUAGCAGUCCUCACUAAUGACGCAGAUCUGGCAGUCCAUGAGCUCGGCGGGAGAGGCUGCGUGGCUCUGCUCCAUUCACUCGAGAAGAAGCAGCGGAAGUCUGCACCGAGGGGCUUAGAGUUCACAGUCCUUUGCCUGGACCCAGCACACACUGCUUCGAGAAUGAACGUCGACUCUCUCUUUGCCUUUGGGUUUGAGCGCUUUCUCGACUCGAACGCCUCCACGGCAAUCAUCCGAGAGCGGGCCAGGAAUGCCUCGAGCCUGCACCAAAUGAAGAGCGAGCACACUACAUUUCUGGAAGAGUUCCUACCAUCGAUGCCGGUUUCUGCCAACUCCCAGCUCAAUCUAAACAGCCUGGAUCCACGCACCGCAGAGCUGGUUGUCGGGCUAGACGAUUCGCCUUACGUAUAUUUGACUCCAAUCUUAGAAGACCCACAACGCGACUCAUCUUGGUCAUAUGGAGCACACAUUCGACAGCUCGGGUACACCCUUCUAUCAUCCUCGACAAGGUCAAGGAAUGCUAGGCUUACACAGCCCGCAGCUCCUGUCACGGAAUAUGCCAGAAAAGGCCAACGCAUCUCAUCUGCCACAGUGACGGCUCUCAAGCCAUCCGACGCCAUUCCUCGUAUGGCUGAACUGGAAUCACUUCUCGCCAUAUACAUCUCUCCUCCCUCCCCAGGCGCGGCAGUCAAUGACAGAACAGCACUGCCAGCAUGGUACGCGCUCGCCAUUCACCUGGUACACCAAGAAAAGGUCAAACUGGACAAGUCACCCCUAACCUUAACACAAGUUGCGCGUCUGUUCGGGCUGCCGCAGACGGCCGCUCUCACCUUUAAGAUACCUCCGAGGAUAUCUUGGGAGGAUAUCCACCUCUUGGCAAAUAUUCAGGCGGUGCUCUAUUCUCUACGAAUGCUCUACCAGAUCACGGGCUACAUCAUGAAUCAAAUGCAGCUCCCGUCCGAGUCUGCGGCUAUGGCUUCUCCACACCCCGGCAAUAGCGAAGGACUGCCGACGGGAAUAGCAGCUCUUCAUAGCACGCUGUCGAAUAUGCCUUCCAUCGCAGAUCUCCUGCUCGAUAUAACUCACUUGCGGCAGAAACUAGGUGAAGCAGAUAUCGAGACACGAAACAUGACUAUCCGGUGUCUGAAAGACGUACUUGAGCCGAAAAGCCUACCUGAACUCGCGAUUCAACACUCGGUACGUGACGAGGGAAAUCAAGACACUAGUAACGAACAUGACGAAGCGGUAUGGGCCACAGCCAAGCCGAAGAAGAAGAAGAAGAGGAAAAGAGGACGACAGCUUGAGACGCAGGCCAUCCAGACAAAAAGCACGAAUAUUUUCAAGCUAUUGUCGGAUGAUCCAGGCUGA
Messenger RNA from Cladophialophora yegresii CBS 114405, 1977 nucleotides. RefSeq lists its product as uncharacterized. The coding region runs from base 1 to 1977 and encodes 658 amino acids. Lineage: Eukaryota; Fungi; Ascomycota; Eurotiomycetes; Chaetothyriales; Herpotrichiellaceae. The record is from RefSeq and is a predicted model, not a curated record. The transcript has a single exon.